AUGGAAGGAUCAUUGUCCCAAAAUUUUAAGGUUUAUAUUGGUUAAAUGUUAAAAAUAAUACGGUUGACAAAGAAUAGUUAUUGAUUCUGUAUAUCCAAUUGUUGGUUUUGUAGAUCGCCACUCGCAAGGAUUCAACCUACAAGAACGUUGGUUGGACUUCCCGUGGCUACAAAGGUCGCGACUUUCUCAUCGCGAGGACCUAGUUCCAUCUCUCCCGCAAUUCUCAAGCCUGAUAUUGCAGCACCUGGAGUGAACAUACUCGCAGCUACUUCUCCAAAUGAUACAUUUUAUGACGGAGGAUUUCCUAUGAAAUCAGGAACAUCAAUGUCGACUCCUUUUGUUGCAGGAAUUGUAGCACUCCUUAAGUCUUUGCACCCUCAUUGGUCUCCGGCCGCCAUUAGAUCUGCUAUUGUUACUACAGCUUGGAGAACAGAUCCAUCCGGUGAACCCAUUUUCGCAGACGGAUCAAACCGUAAAUUAGCUGAUCCAUUUGACUAUGGAGGAGGCGUUGUCAAUUCAGAGAAAGCCGCGAAACCCGGUCUUGUUUACGAUAUGGGAGUUAACGAUUAUGUUCUAUAUUUGUGCUCCGUUGGUUACACAGAUUCAUCCAUUACUAGACUUGUCCGCAAGAAGACGGUUUGUGCAAACCCUAAACCUUCAGUUCUUGACCUCAAAUUGCCUUCAAUCACAAUCCCAAACCUUGCAAAAGAAGUUAUUAUCACUAGAACCGUUACCAACGUUGGACCAGUAGGGUCAGUUUAUAAGGCUGUCAUUGAGGCUCCAAUGGGUGUUAACGUUACCGUGACACCAAGCACAUUAGUAUUCAACGCUAAGACGAGGAAGCUCUCGUUCAAAGUCCGUGUGUUCGCCAUAGAGUGA
This is a messenger RNA of Arabidopsis thaliana (thale cress), 879 nucleotides long. Its product is annotated as Subtilisin-like serine endopeptidase family protein. Gene Ontology annotation, molecular function: serine-type endopeptidase activity; serine-type peptidase activity. Gene Ontology annotation, biological process: proteolysis. The record is from RefSeq and is marked reviewed. Bases 307 to 879 code for a protein of 190 amino acids. The transcript has 2 exons. Lineage: Eukaryota; Viridiplantae; Streptophyta; Magnoliopsida; Brassicales; Brassicaceae.